AUGUGUGAGAACCAUCUUAUUAACACCAUAUUUACCGAUUUCCAGAAAAGCCUUGAUGGAGAACAGGAAAUACGAGAGGUUAUACGCAACAUUUGUAAGGAAAUCGGCCAAAUAUCGCGAGAAGUGACAACAGUUCUUCAAGUUAUCCAUCACAAUGAAGCCGGCAUUGGACCGGCAUGCCUUAAGGCAAGGGAAUCAUUUGAGAAGGCCCGUGAGGGAUAUGGAAAAUUAAAGGAAGCUAUUCCAGACACAGAUUAUUACAAAUAUCAGGAACAUUGGAGGAAUAUCACUCAACGGUACUGUUUCCUGAUUGCGCUCACCAUUUGGCUGGAGAAGGGCAUUCUGGCUACACAUGAGACUGUUGCUGAGAUACUAGGCAUAAGCGCCGAGGAAGAGAAGACUGGUUUCCACUUGGACAUAGAGGAUUAUUUGUGUGGACUGCUGCAGAUGUGUUCAGAACUGGCGCGGCUGGCUGUCAACUCUGUCACACGGGGUGACUAUGACAAGCCCCUGCAAAUUUCUAAAUUCGUCAUGGAAUUGAAUGCUGGUUUCAGAUUACUAAAUUUGAAGAACGACCACCUGCGCAAGCGCUUCGAUGUCCUCAAGUAUGACGUGAAGAAGAUAGAAGAAGUUGUGUACGACCUCAGCAUACGGGGACUUCGGCCGAAGACUGACGAACAGUAG
Molecule: messenger RNA, 684 nt
Organism: Arctia plantaginis
Lineage: Eukaryota; Metazoa; Arthropoda; Insecta; Lepidoptera; Erebidae
Source: the annotation of a GenBank genome assembly